UGAGGUGAUUGGUUGUGUCAGGGGUCUGAUCGUGUCGCUCCGCCCUGAGAUCAGACAGGAAGUGAAUGGAGACACAGACUGAGAACAGGCCAGAGUUUCACACACACACACUCUUUCAAGAAAUAAACUCAUGAAAUAUCAGCUGAGCACGCCACUCAUCAACACACACUACAGAACACAGCACAGCACCUCUGAAGCGCGGCAGACGGAAGAAACUGCUCGGAAGAGAUGAGAAGGACGCUUUACUCUUCUAAACUAGUUUAACUAGCUCUACACGCGAGGAGAAACGUGAGUUUGGUGUCAUACAGCAGUUGAGAAGCAUGUCAUGAGGUGUUAUGGGCUGGUCCAGCUGUUUGCUGCAGGUCAUGGCGCAGGAGAGCACGGUGCAGUACGAGCCGGUGGCAGAGAUCGGCGGCGGCGCUUACGGGACCGUCUACAAGGCUCGAGAUAGAGACAGCGGGCAGUUUGUGGCUCUGAAGAGUGUGAGAGUGCAGACCAAUCAGGACGGCCUUCCUCUGUCCACGGUGCGAGAGGUGGCGCUGCUCAAACGACUCGAGCAGUUCGACCAUCCCAACAUCGUCAGGCUGAUGGACGUGUGCGCCACACUGAGAACAGACCAGGAAACUAAAGUAACUCUAGUGUUUGAACACGUGGAUCAGGACCUCAGGACGUAUCUGGAGAAAGUGCCGGCACCCGGACUGUCCAUCGACCGGAUCAGAGAUUUGAUGCAGCAGUUGCUGUGUGGUCUGGCGUUCUUGCACUCGAAUCGAGUUCUGCAUCGGGACCUGAAGCCGGAGAACAUCCUGGUGACCAGCAGAGGGCAGGUGAAGCUGGCUGACUUCGGCCUGGCGCGGAUCUACAGCUGCCACAUGGCGCUCACACCGGUGGUGGUGACGCUGUGGUAUCGCUCUCCUGAGGUGCUGCUCCAGACCACUUACGCCACGCCGGUGGACAUCUGGAGCACCGGCUGCAUCUUCGCUGAGAUGUUCAGACGCAAACCUCUCUUCUGUGGAGAUUCAGAGGUGGACCAACUGGGCAAGAUUUUUGCGGUGAUCGGCCUGCCGGCUGAAGACGAGUGGCCCACUGAUGUCACUCUGUCCCGGCAGAACUUCAGCCCUCAAACCCCUCAGCCAAUCACAGACUGCGUUCCUGAGAUCAGUGAGAAGGGGGUGGAGCUCUUAUUGGAAAUGCUGACGUUCGACCCGUUGAAACGAAUCUCUGCGCUGAAUGCUUUGGAACAUCCAUUCUUUGCCGAAUGAGCGCUUUAUUCCCAUUAUUCACUGCAGCUUGAGGUCACAAAUGCAGCCUGGACCAUGAAGAGCGUUUUCCCACCACAUACUUAAGGACUUUAACAUUCAACCAUACCUGUCUGUGUGUUUAAACGUGUGCGUCUGUGAGUGUUUUCAGUGUUGUACAGGAUGAGCAGGCGUGAUGAUAGACUUGAACUUUUAAGUGUCAUAUUUCUCUGCCUUUACAGUGUAUUGUGGGUCAGUGGAACAUUAUCAUUUGCAGGUGCUAUGACGCUGCAUUUCAUUUCUGGUGGGAGAGCACUCUCUGUGUGUGUGUGUGUGUGUGUGUGUGUGUGUUAUCCUGUGUCCAGCAUCAGUGUGCUGAUUUCACUGCCGCUCUGUAUGUUUCCACCAGACAAAAUAUAAACCAGAUAAACGGCCCCUAGAAAUCACUGAUUAGUGAUCAGGAUCAUGUCCUCACUGCGUAAAGUCUGCUAAGACUGAUACAAAAUAAAACUGCCAUUAGAGUCGGAGAAGCCAUUCACGACUUUUCCAAUUCAACUGAAAUAAAAUGCUUUUGUUUAUAAAUAUGUGUGGAUUUUAAUUUUUUAGUUUAAUCAUACAUGAAAUAACAUCUAACUGUUACAUGAGAUAUGGUGAUGAAAUAAAGCUGCUGAAUUGAAUGAAAUAGGUUGUAAUGCGGCGUGUUUGUUUGUGGGUAGGUUAUGUACGUGACGUCAUGUUUCUGUUGUGUCAUGUCUUAUAUUGCUGUCAGUCUCUGUGUGUCUUAACAGACCUGUAUCAUAUUGAUGAUUAAUGUGAGCUGCCUGCUCUCCUGUCCUGUGCUUACAUUUACAUUUCUGCAUUUGGUAGACGCUUUCAUCCAAAGCCACUUGAUUGCAUGUCAGAAGUUCUUGCAUUCCCUGAGAAUCAAACCCAUGACAUUGGCGUUACU
Sinocyclocheilus rhinocerous is the source of this 2184-nucleotide messenger RNA. RefSeq names its product cyclin-dependent kinase 4-like. Bases 336 to 1259 code for a protein of 307 amino acids. Gene Ontology annotation, molecular function: cyclin-dependent protein serine/threonine kinase activity; cyclin binding; ATP binding. The record is from RefSeq and is a predicted model, not a curated record. Gene Ontology annotation, cellular component: cytoplasm; cyclin-dependent protein kinase holoenzyme complex; nucleus. Gene Ontology annotation, biological process: G1/S transition of mitotic cell cycle; signal transduction; protein phosphorylation. The transcript has 8 exons. NCBI's taxonomy places the organism in Eukaryota, Metazoa, Chordata, Actinopteri, Cypriniformes, Cyprinidae.